This is a messenger RNA of Panicum hallii, 1922 nucleotides long. RefSeq names its product purple acid phosphatase 2-like. The transcript has 8 exons. Bases 201 to 1622 code for a protein of 473 amino acids. Lineage: Eukaryota; Viridiplantae; Streptophyta; Magnoliopsida; Poales; Poaceae. Gene Ontology annotation, molecular function: acid phosphatase activity; metal ion binding. The record is from RefSeq and is a predicted model, not a curated record.
UUCUGCGCACCUCGGAUCAGCAUAUUCCAUCUCCCUGCCCCCCCGCCACCGUCUCCCCCGCACGCUUUGACCCAACUCCCAAGCGCACGAUAGGACACGCGAUCCCAUUCCCGUUCCCUCGUCCAGUUCCAGUACUGCCUCCAGGAAGCCGUCGCCGCCAAGCCGCCAAGGAGCAGAGCACGCAACAGAGGGCGCCGGGAAUGGGGCGGCACGGCGUGGCCCGGAUCGGCGCCGCGGCGGCGCCCGCCUGGGCCGCCCUCCUCCUGCCGCCGCUGCUGCUGCUGCUUGCGGGCGCCCGCGCCGGCCUGACCAGCGAGUACCGGCGCCACCUCGGCUCCGCCAUCGACAUGCCGCUCGAUGCCGACGUCUUCCGCCCUCCGCCCGGCCACAAUGCGCCCGAGCAGGUUCACAUCACACAAGGGAACCAUGAUGGCACAGCCAUGAUAAUCUCAUGGGUGACAACAAGUGAGCCUGGCUCGAGCACUGUGGUGUACGGGACUUCAGAGGACAACCUCAACUACACUGCAAACGGAAAGCAUACUCAGUAUACGUUCUACAACUAUACCUCAGGAUACAUUCAUCAUUGCACAAUAAAAAAGCUGGAGUUUGACACAAAGUAUUACUAUGCUGUUGGAAUUGGACAAACAGUGAGGAAGUUUUGGUUCAUGACCCCUCCAAAAAGUGGCCCAGAUGUUCCAUAUACAUUUGGUCUUAUAGGUGAUCUCGGUCAGAGCUUCGACUCAAAUGUUACGCUUGCUCAUUAUGAGUCCAAUUCAAAAGUGCAGGCAGUGCUAUUUGUUGGAGACCUGUCAUAUGCAGACAACUACCCAUAUCAUGAUAAUGUGAGGUGGGAUACGUGGGCAAGAUUUGUGGAGAGGAAUGUCGCGUACCAGCCAUGGAUCUGGACAGCUGGAAAUCACGAGAUAGAUUUUGCUCCUGAACUUGGUGAAACAAAGCCAUUCAAGCCAUACUGCAACAGGUACCCCACACCUUACAAGGCUUCUGGUAGCACGGCACCUUAUUGGUAUUCCAUCAAGAGGGCCUCUGCUUACAUUAUUGUCUUGGCAUCAUAUUCAUCAUAUGGAAAAUACACUCCUCAGUACAAGUGGCUUGAAGCUGAGUUUCCCAAGGUCAACAGGAGUGAAACACCAUGGUUGAUCGUCCUCAUGCACGCUCCAUGGUACAAUAGCUAUAACUAUCACUACAUGGAAGGUGAAAGCAUGAGGGUGAUGUAUGAGCCGUGGUUCGUCAAGUACAAAGUUGAUCUCGUGUUUGCAGGACAUGUGCAUGCCUAUGAGCGGACACACAGGAUAUCAAAUGUGGCAUACAACGUCGUGAACGGCCUGUGCACUCCAGUUCCUGAUCAAUCUGCCCCAGUCUACAUCACCAUUGGCGAUGGAGGGAACCAGGAAGGGCUCGCCACCAACAUGUCGCAGCCGCAGCCGAGGUACUCGGCCUUCAGGGAGGCGAGCUUCGGGCACGCCGUCCUGGACAUCAAGAACCGGACGCACGCGUACUACACGUGGCACCGCAACCAGGACGGCAGCGCGGUGGCCGCCGACGCCGUGUGGUUCACCAACCGCUACUGGCAGCCGACGGACGACUCCGCCUCCUCCCAGUGAGGACCCGCGCCCUCGUCCUUGUGGUCGUGGCUCCUCACGGUCAAUAAGCAAGCAUCCCCUCGAACGGUCGCUGCUCGUGCUCCGUUGGAAGAAGAAGAAGAAGAACUAGUAUGUGUGGUUGUGUACAUAAGAGGAUUUCACGUGCAUCGCACAUGUUGCCUAUCGCGACGAUGUGAAGACACUGUUGUAUUGUGGACGUGCGGACUAUGGUUACUCGUGUAUAUGCUCGACAUUAAUACCCUGGUUUAGCUUCCUGUUUCUGCACCUGAGAUAUUUAUUAUAUACAGAGAGAGUUAGGUA